CUGCCCUUUGCUCCCGGCAAGCGGCGGGUGAGUCAGGCGCCUCGCAGGCUCCGAGCAGGUGGGGACCGAAGCUGGCAAGGGAAAGGGGUGGGCAUUUCCCUCCCUCCUCCUGCUUGCUUUCUCUCCAUAGGUGGCGGGGCUGUAGCGGGGUGAACCCCUCCGUCCUGUCAGCCUCUCGCCAUGGCUGGCGGUGGGCCUGGGGUCUCGCUCCUCUUCAUGGCCAGCGUCGUGGUGGCCGUGGGGCUGUGCAAGAGCCUGCUCCGCCGCCGGCUGUACUCGGACCGCCGCCUUUUCACCGUCCUCACGGAGCUGCUGAGCACCUUCCAGAUCUGUGCCUGCACGAACGAGCUCUGCCUGCUCGCCAACGUGGAGCCGAAGCCUCACGUCGCGCUCAGCCUCACCUACGGCUUCACCGUCCUGCACGGCCUGACCCUGAGCGGCAGCGCAUGCAACCCCUGCGGCACGCUGCAGCCCAUGUGGAGCGGGGGGAUAGCGCCCAAGGCGGGGGCACUCAGGAUCGCGGCGCAGUUCGUGGCCGCGGGGCUCGCCAGGGUGUUCAUGCGCUGUGUCUGGAGCCUGGGGAUGGCAGAGGCGCAUUCCGGAGCCCUCGCACAGGGCUGCAGCAGCCCCAUGCAGACUACAGUGAUGCAGGCGUUCUGCAUAGAACUGCUCUUUUCUGCCGUUUUCCAGCUGACCUUGCUGCGAGCGGAAAGAGUUAACCCCAAAUACAGAGUGCAUCUGAUGGCUCUUCUCAUCACCAUGCUCGUGUAUGCAGGUGGAAAUCUCACAGGAGCAAUAUUUAACCCAGCAUUGGCUUUGUCAUUGCACCCACACUGUUUCUAUGAGAAGUUUCUGAGCUACUCGCUAGUAUACUGGGUAGCACCGUCCUUGGGUACAAUACUUGUGGCUUUUAUAUGGGGUGAAAUCCUCCCCCGGAUCUCCUGAGCCAUCAAAUCCUGACACCAAGCAGUGACACUGAAAUAACACCUUCAACAUCUGCAGAUGUGGAGCUGCCAGGAAACUGCUGACCUCAACGUCCACACCACCUUUCAGCUGUACUUCCAGACUUCAUGUUUGAAAUCUCUGACUUCCAACUUUGUAUUCAAACACUUUAGUAAUAGCACACUGGGAUCUUGAGAUACGUGCCACCAUUAAACCCUAGGAAUGUGAAGGACAGUUAAAACACUGCAACGUUGUCACUUUAACCAGAAGUGCCAUUUGCUGACGUUUAUUACAACAGUUUGCAAAGCUCAUUUUAGAGACAUACUCAGUCCUUGUAACAACUGUGCUGGAUUUCUUCCCAUAGAAGGCACCUGCAUAAAAAAGGAGCUGAAGAUUUUAUCCUUCCAUUGACCUCAUCAUACUCCUCCUUGCAACACAGGAGAGGAAGAAAGGCUGCAGUGUUCCCUAGAAGAGGCCCCAUAGCUCUAUUCUAGAGACACCUUACACCAAUAUUAACAGUCUGUAGGACCAGCACUAAUAACUGAAUGCAGGUAAGUAACUCCUCACUUCCUUUGGGAAGGCUCUGCCCCGUCCCAUCCCACUGCAGUUGGGUGAAUGUUUCUGUUGGUUGGAAAAAGCAGUAAUAAAGUACCAUAAAGUUCUGUAGUCACACACACAAAAAGGGCAUUUGGGGCAAAAAAAAACCCCCAAACUACUUCACCUGA
This is a messenger RNA of Neopsephotus bourkii (Bourke's parrot), 1667 nucleotides long. RefSeq names its product aquaporin 11 (gene AQP11). Gene Ontology annotation, cellular component: cytoplasm; membrane. Gene Ontology annotation, molecular function: channel activity. The record is from RefSeq and is a predicted model, not a curated record. Bases 181 to 945 code for a protein of 254 amino acids. Gene Ontology annotation, biological process: transmembrane transport. The transcript has 3 exons. Lineage: Eukaryota; Metazoa; Chordata; Aves; Psittaciformes; Psittacidae.